This is a messenger RNA of Miniopterus natalensis, 1620 nucleotides long. The record is from RefSeq and is a predicted model, not a curated record. Lineage: Eukaryota; Metazoa; Chordata; Mammalia; Chiroptera; Miniopteridae.
AUGAUACCUGAGAUGGAUUUGCUGUCUUACCCCCUGCUGGGGCUACUGCUGCUGAUCUUGCUGGGAGCUGCCCUGUUGGCGGCCGCCCUGUCUUACCGGCAGCAUGCUCCAGCAAGGAACAAGAUACCCAGGGCACAGAGGCGUAGGGAGGUGGCACUGCAGCAGAUGGCAGCCCUGGCACAGCGUCUCCGGCAGCAGGAACCAGGCCUGGACCCCAAGCCCAUCCUGGAGCUGUCCCUGGUGCAGCUGGCCCAGAAGUUGCAGGCAGACGAGCUGAGUCUGGAGAGUGUUCUCUGUAGCUACUUAGAAGAGGCGCUGAAGGUGCACCAGGAUGUGAACUGCCUGACAGAUUUCCUGGGGGAAUGUGAGGAGCAACUGAAGGCAUUGAAGAAGCUCAAGAAGAGUGAGAGGGGCCUUCUGUAUGGGGUCCCCAUGAGUCUCAAGGACGUUUAUGACUGCAAGGGUCAUGACUCUACGUGUGGCUUGGCGCAGUUCCUGGAGAAGCCAGCGGCCAAGGACGGGGUUGCUGUGAAAGUGCUGAAGGCCCAGGGAGCUAUUCCCUUUGCUAAGACCAACAUCCCCCAGACACUGCUCAGCUUUGACUGCAGCAACCCCAUCUAUGGACAGACUCUGAACCCUUUGAACUUAAAGAAGACCCCUGGAGGGUCCUCGGGAGGUGAAGCAGCUCUGCUAAGCAAACGGGGUUCCAUCCUGGGCAUGGGUACUGACACAGGGGGCAGCAUCCGCCUCCCAUCCAGCUUUUGUGGUGUCUAUGGCCUCCGGACCACAGGAAACCGCAUCAGCUACAACGGAAUUGCCUCUGCUAUGAAGGGCAAGAAAUCAGUGAGCACAGUGGCUGGCCCCUUGGCCCGGGAUGUGGACAGCCUGGCGUUGUGCCUGCGAGCCCUGAUGAAUGAAGACAUGCACCGGCUGGACCCCACUGUGCCUCCCAUGCCCUUCAGGGAGGAGGUCUACUCCAGUACCCGGCCCCUUCGAAUUGGCUACUGUGAAUCAGAUGGCUACACUCAACCAACUCCUAGCAUGGCCAGGGCCAUGAGGCUUACAUCCGGGCUGCUCCAGGAUGCAGGACACGAGAUCAUCUCCUUUUCCAUCCCCCGGAUAGAAUACGCCAUAAACCAACUGUACAAAGGGGGUCUCUUUGCCGAUGGAGGGGCCACCCUUCUCGAGAAGCUGUACGUUCCUUGGGACUCAAGCGUGGGGCAUGGUGGAAAUGGGGAAUACCAGCAAGAGUUCAUAGCCAAGUGGAGGUCCCUGGACCUGGAUGUGCUGCUGGUGCCAGCUCUGGAUCCUGCCUUGUACAUAGGCUAUCCUGAAAAAGCCCCAGAAAGCAUCUCUUACACCACCCUAUACAACGUGCUGGACUUCCCUGUUGGCGUGGUGCCCGUCACCACCGUGACACCACAGGACGAGGAGGAGCUGGCCUUCUACAAGGGAUACUAUGGAGAUAGUAGUGACAAAAAUUUCAAGGAGGCGGUGAGAGGAUCCGUUGGACUUCCAGUGGCUGUGCAGUGCAUCGGUUUGCCAUGGGAAGAGGAGCUGUGUCUUCGGUUAAUGAAGGAGGUGGAGACCUUGACCAAGAACCAGAGAGAGCCCGAGUGA